CCAUUUCUGAGUGUCGUAAGUUGCUCUAAGGACAAGCAAAGGCGUGCUCCCGUCUGCGUUCAAGAGAGAAUAUUGCUGUCAAACAAGAAAUAUUUCAGGACCAACAGCCACAAAGUUAAAUACGCAGAAAGAGAGGUUUUAUCGUAAUGGCGCGUACCAAUUACAUCGUUUUUGCUCUGUCCAUAUGCUGAGUGUGGAUCUAUUCCAAGAGGCGCAUGCUAUGGUGACACAAGUUUGCGAAGAACAGCCGAGGGACUUGUUUCUUGUUGUGGAUGACUCCGCAAGCAUAGGAGGAAGGGAUAUUAAAAAAGUUCGAAAGUUUCUCACAAAGCUUGUGUCUUCUGUUCACGUCAGCCGCGAUAUGACACGAAUUGGUUUCUUGCAAUUCAGCGACGAAAAAAACACAGCGAUAAGAUUCAAUCUCGACAAUAAGUUCGACGCUGAGACGAUCCGUGAAAGAUUCGUGAACAUGGAGUACUAUGGCGGUCCAAGAACAAGAACUGACCUUGCUUUAAAGAUUGUCGUGGACGAGGUUUUCACAAAAACAGGAGGUGAUCGUCCCGACGUUCCAGAUAUCACGAUUGUCGUCACUGACGGGAAAUCUCGUGACCCCGACCUCACCGCUCUGCAGGCAAAGCGCUUGAAAGAUAAGGGAGUUCGUGUAAUUGCGAUUGGCGCCGGGGAAGAUGUUCAAAAAGUCGAAAAUGAUAUGAAAGAUGAAUUACAGACUAUCGCCUCGAGCCCUGAUGAUGUGAAAAUGGUGGACUUUGCAAACCUUGAGAGUAUAGCAGUCGAUAUUGUGAAUAAAGUUUGUACACCAAUUACGACGACGAGACCACCGACUACGCGGCCAACCACAGAGUUGAAACCACAGACAGAGAAGCCAGCGACGAGGAUUCGUGCCCUGGCACCCAGUCUACCCAGUCUAACGACCGAGCAUCUGACAACAGAAGUGAGCACAACAGCAACAGAAGUGAGCACAACCUCACCGCCGCUCGGCUGCUCUGGGAGCGAGGGAAAAGACAUUCUUUUCGUGGUCGAUGGUUCGGUUAACUUCCAACUUUCUUACGAUCUCUCCCACAAAUAUUUCAGAAAAGUCAAGGGGUUUAUCAAGUCGGUUAUUCGUGAUAUUGACGAUGAUAGAUUCAGGGUUGGUGUGAUGCAAUACACUGAAAAAGGCUCCGCAAAAAUGGAAAUAGAUUUCAUGAACCCAAAGGAGUAUAGGGAGAUUAAAGUACGAUUGGGGACCAUUGUUCAACAGAGGGGAUACAAACGGUUCACCGGGGAUGCGUUGGUCGCAGCUAAUCAUAAGUUCUACGAGCUUGAUGCAGUGAGACAGCGAGAACGCAAUCCAAAUGUGAUCGUUCUCAUCACGCGAGGAAUACCAAACGACAAAGAGGAUACUCGUAGUGCAGCUAGACUGUUAGGAUUAAGACAAGUCCAACUCAUUACUGUUGGAGUUCGUUCAACACCAUCAUCAAAAUUUCUUGCAUCGUUCUUGGAAGAGAUAACCGAGAAGAGCAACGUCAUUCUUUCAAAGUACAGAGGCCUAAAGAAACAGCGUUUUCAAGCAAUAGAAACGAUCUGUUCAGAAUUCGAAAAACCUGUUAAACCUGGCAGGGCCCUAAGUCCAUCUCUGUGCCGUCGUGAUCCACAAGAUAUCUACUUCGUAAUCGACGGAUCAGCGAGCAUCAAAACCCCCAACUUCGCCAAAGUCCAGAUCUUUUUGAUGGAUUUCAUCUCACUACUAAGAGUGGAGUCGUCCAACAUUCACACUGGACUCAUGCAGUACAGCGAGGAACGUCUCACUUCGGUGGUCUGGGACUUAGGUGCGUACACGGAGUUCGAGACGAUCAUAAAUAUUCGUAACAUGAAUUACCAAGCUGGGACGCGCACAGCAACUGGCGAUGCGCUGACUCGUGUUAACAACGAGGUUUUCACGGGACUUUACGGCGAUCGUCCGUACAUCCCCGAUAUGUUGAUUAUAUUCACCGACGGCAAUGCCCACGACUUGAGAAUAGCCCGCAGACAGGCUGCGUUUUUGAAGGAAAAAGGCAUUUUCAUCAUUACCAUUGGGGCUGGAACCGAGCGAUCAAUCCAAAAAUUCAAACAGGAAUUAAUCGACAUGGCCUCUGGACCUGAAUAUGCGUUUACUGUUGAUUUUGAACAGCUCGAAUUCUUCGCCGAAAAAGCGUUCCCGCUCGUCUGCCGACUCUUAGGAUUAAUGAGAAAAAAGCGCCUUUGAAAUCGGCAAGGAAACUGAGAGUAGAUUGGCAAAAAAAUAACCAGAAAUAUACUCACUUAAAGGUAAAAUACACACAAAACCGUUACAGAAGAAAGGAGGCCGUAAGAUCACGCCAAGAAUAUAGUAGAAUACCAUAAAUAACUCAAUGUAGAGUUUAAGAGUCGAGAGGAUAGUGUACGGGUUCUAGGAACCCAUACAAAAAAACAUAUUUAUUAAUCUGAAGAACUUUAGGCUUGUUUAGAAGCAAAGGCGACAUACACAAUCUUGUUGUGAAAAUAUUUAUAAUAAUACAGUGUGAUUGUAACAUAAUAAAAUCAGUAAAAA
Molecule: messenger RNA, 2569 nt
Organism: Dendronephthya gigantea
Lineage: Eukaryota; Metazoa; Cnidaria; Anthozoa; Malacalcyonacea; Nephtheidae
Product: collagen alpha-3(VI) chain-like
Exons: 8
Coding region: 185-2245 (686 amino acids)
Source: RefSeq, a predicted model, not a curated record